CGAGAGUGGUUUGUGUUUUUUGAUAUAUUCAAGCAGUUGACUUACGGUCAAUUUCCACGACGCAGAAUUAAUUUUUCAAAAAGUUAAACUUUCAGAUUGGUUUCCUAAAUGAUGGACCAAACUUAUUAAGCUUUAUUAUUAUGUACAGUGUUUGUAGAAAUUUUUUUCAAUCAAUUAACAUGUAUUUUCGUUACAAUGCUCAUUCUAGUUUUCAUUUGAAUUAUUCAACUGUCAAGUUGGCAGUACAUUCUUCAUGACAUGCAAUAUAAUUAUGCUCUGUUGUUCAGAAUCAGAAAGUUCACUCCUCUGUUUUCGUGUUUUCUUUUCGUUCUUCUCGUGCUCGUGCUAGUCAUGGUGGUAGUGAUUCUAUAGUGAUCAUAGUUCUUUGAAUAAGAAAUAAUUGAAUUGUUAGGUAGUGUAUACCAACAAUGUGCGGUUGCUGUAUGAUUUAAAUUUUAUAAAACGGAGGCAAAAAACGUUUACUUCUACAAAAGUCUCAAGUGAAUGUAGAGAAGUUUUAUUGAGUUUUAAAAUCAAUUUUAUUUGUGUAACCGGAAAACAUUCAAAAUGCCAGAAGUCACUACUACAAAAGUUGUUGUUCAUCCUCUAGUUUUAUUGAGUGUGGUUGACCACUUCAAUAGGAUGGGAAGGAUAGAAAACCAGAAACGAGUUGUUGGUGUUCUUUUGGGAUGCUGGAGACCUGGAGGUGUAUUAGAUGUUUCAAACAGUUUUGCAGUUCCAUUUGAUGAGGACGACAAAGAAAAGAAUGUUUGGUUCUUAGACCAUGAUUACUUGGAAAACAUGUUCGGGAUGUUCAAGAAAGUUAAUGCUAGAGAAAAGGUUGUGGGUUGGUACCAUACUGGACCCAAACUCCACCAAAACGAUGUUGCAAUCAAUGAGUUGAUUCGUCGUUACUGUCCAAACUGUGUCUUAGUCAUAAUCGAUGCCAAGCCUAAAGAUUUGGGUCUACCUACAGAGGCAUACAGAGUCGUUGAAGAAAUCCAUGAUGAUGGAUCGCCAACAUCAAAAACAUUUGAACAUGUGAUGAGUGAGAUUGGGGCUGAAGAGGCUGAGGAGAUUGGCGUUGAACAUCUGUUGAGAGACAUCAAAGAUACAACAGUCGGGUCACUGUCACAGCGCGUCACAAAUCAGCUGAUGGGCUUGAAGGGCUUGCAUCUGCAAUUACAGGAUAUGCGAGACUAUUUGAAUCAGGUUGUCGAAGGAAAGUUGCCAAUGAACCAUCAAAUCGUUUACCAACUGCAAGACAUCUUCAACCUUCUACCCGAUAUCGGCCACGGCAAUUUUGUAGACUCGCUCUACGUGAAAACAAAUGACCAGAUGCUGGUUGUCUAUCUAGCAGCCUUAAUCCGAUCCAUCAUCGCUCUGCACAAUCUCAUCAACAACAAACUCAGCAAUAGGGAUGCCGAAAAGAAGGAAAUCAACCAAAAGAAAGAAGAGAAAUUGAAAGAAGAUGAAGUGAAAAAGGAAGUGAAACCAACAAAAGCUUAGAUUCUACUAUUUAUUUAAUUUAAAUUGAGGUUAAAUUUAUGUUUGUGAAUUUCGCAUUUAAAAAUUCAACGUCCCACUUCUUGCUUUUGAUAGCAUCAAGUCUGAAUCACAAAUGUAAUAGUGUCAAUAUUCUAUUAUAAAUCGAUGCAUCGAUACUAACAAUUGUUUCUUGGUUAUGAGUGGAUAAUUACUCAUUUUAGACUUAUUUUUCUCAUUUCAGUGAUUUAACACAAGUAAUUAUUUGUUGU
This is a messenger RNA of Nilaparvata lugens (brown planthopper), 1757 nucleotides long. It is a transcript of the gene Rpn8, whose product is annotated as 26S proteasome non-ATPase regulatory subunit 7. Gene Ontology annotation, biological process: proteasome-mediated ubiquitin-dependent protein catabolic process. The record is from RefSeq and is a predicted model, not a curated record. Gene Ontology annotation, cellular component: proteasome complex; proteasome regulatory particle. The transcript has 5 exons. Bases 568 to 1509 code for a protein of 313 amino acids. Gene Ontology annotation, molecular function: protein binding; metallopeptidase activity. NCBI's taxonomy places the organism in Eukaryota, Metazoa, Arthropoda, Insecta, Hemiptera, Delphacidae.